This is a messenger RNA of Camellia sinensis, 744 nucleotides long. The record is from RefSeq and is a predicted model, not a curated record. NCBI's taxonomy places the organism in Eukaryota, Viridiplantae, Streptophyta, Magnoliopsida, Ericales, Theaceae.
AUGCGGUACAAUCCGGGGAGUUAUGUCAAUAUUGACUAUGAUGCGAGUAGUCAACAGUUUCGUCGUUUCUUUGUGUCAUUCGCUGCGUGUAUUUCUGGGUUCAAUUCUUGUCGGCCUUUAUUAUUCUUGGAUGGAACAUUCUUCAAAGGAAAGUACAAAGGUCAGCUACUGGCGGCAACGGCGAAAGACGGAAACAAUGGUCUGUUUCCUGUUGCAUUUGCGAUUGUUGAUUCGGAGACCACGGCGAAUUGGUCGUGGUUCUUGCAUGAACUUGGGAAGGUUGUUGAUGGUAACCGCCAGAUUACUUUUAUUUCGGAUCGUAAUCUUGGCCUGUUAGAAGCUAUGCCGAAGGUGUUCCCAUCGGCUCAUCACGGUUAUUGCUUACAACACUUGAAGAGCAAUUUAAGAGACCGGAUGAAAGGAAUUGAUAAUGGCUUCAGGGAUCACCUAGUAAGUAGUUUGGGUGAUUGUGCUUAUGAGCCAACUGUGGUAGGGUUCCAUGAAAAGCUUGCAAAAUUAAAAGAGGAGGGUAAACAACGAGCACAUGAUUUUUUCAAGGACUUGGCACCUGAGCACUGGGCAAAUUCAUACUUCAGGGGCAUGCGUUAUGGGGAGAUGACUUCCAAUGCGGCGGAGUCAUUUAAUAACUGGAUUAAAGAAGCACGUAAUCUUCCUAUCACUCAAAUGGUGGACACAAUUCGUACUCAGUUGAUGCGGCAAAUGUUUGCACGUUGGCUUAGAUGA